AUGAAUCACCAAGAGUCUGAGCACAAGAUGUCCCUGGGCACAGAGGAACUCGAACAUGCACCAGAACACCAGGAACCGCAACGCGUUGACGUUCCCGAGGAGGCCAACAAGCGCAUCAAGAAUACAUUUGACCGCCAUCUUCUACCCAUCGUCUGCUGCCUAUACAUCCUAUCCUAUCUCGAUCGAGGAAAUAUCGGCAACGCCAAAACCGCCGGUGCAAAAAGUGACCUUGGUCUCAGUGACUCUGAAUGGUCAUGGGUCCUCAACGCGUUCUACAUCUGCUACGUUUGCUUCGAGUGGACUAGUCUUUUCUGGAAGAUCCUCCCUGCGAGUAAAUACGUCGCCGCGCUUUGCGUUUGUUGGGGAACGGCGGCCAUGUGCGCUGGUGCCGUGCAUAAUCUCGGUGGACUUAUUGCCUGCCGGGCGCUGCUUGGCGUGUUCGAGGCUGCGUUUGGUGCAGGUGCACCGUAUUUCCUGUCCUUGUUCUACCGUCGUGAUGAACUGGGCUUUCGUGUUUCUCUUCUACUUGGAAUGUCGCCGUUGGCCAAUUGCUUCGCUUCUGCGUUGGCGUACGGAAUCACACAUAUCAGUGGCUCGCUGGAGCCUUGGAGAUAUCUCUUCAUCAUCGAGGGUGCACCCACUGUAGCUUUCUCUCUCGUCGCUUGGUUCUUCUUGGCAGAUUCCCCAGAUAAUGCCAAAUACCUAUCUGAGAAAGAUGCCACUUACGCUGUUGAGCGGCUCCAGGUCCGCGAUCGGACCAAAAAGACUGGAGUUCGCUGGAACCAGAUAUUUGCUGGUCUGACAGACUACCAGAACUACGUCCACACCGUCAUUCAUUUCUGUUGCAACUACUCCUUCGCCGGCCUUUCCAACUUCCUCCCGACAAUUGUCCGCGAUAUGGGCUACUCAUCCGUCACCGCACAGGGCCUUACUGCACCGCCAUACUUUCUAGCUUUCCUUUGCUGCGUGCUAGCAGCUUUGGUGAGUGACAGGUAUGGCAAGAGAGGUUAUGUUGUCGGUGGCAGCGCUUUCGUUGGCUUUAUUGGCUACCUCAUGUUGGUCGUUGUUCAGGAUGAGUCUAAGAAGACAACGCGUUAUGCCGCCAUUUUUCUGGCGUCAUGUGGAGUUUUUCCUGCGCUUGCCAUCAACAUCACCUGGCUGCUGAACAAUCAGGGAGGAGACUCGAAAAAGGGUGCUGGACUAGCUAUCCUGGCUACCUUCGGUCAAUGCUCCUCUUUUGUUAGUAGUGUUGUCUUUCCUAGUACUGACGGACCUCUUUACCUUCGUGGCACUGCCAUUGGCUGCGGACUGACCGGACUCAUCUCUGUCCUUGCACUAGGUCUCCGCUUCGCCUUGGAACGUGAGAACAAGAGAAGGGACCGUGAAUAUGGCCCCGUCGAUUCAGAUAUGGCUGUCGAUGUCACAGAGCUUGGUGAUAAGAACAAGAACUUUCGCUACCUCACAUAG
Molecule: messenger RNA, 1467 nt
Organism: Fusarium verticillioides 7600
Lineage: Eukaryota; Fungi; Ascomycota; Sordariomycetes; Hypocreales; Nectriaceae
Exons: 5
Coding region: 1-1467 (488 amino acids)
Biological process (GO): transmembrane transport
Cellular component (GO): membrane
Molecular function (GO): transmembrane transporter activity
Source: RefSeq, a predicted model, not a curated record